Molecule: messenger RNA, 549 nt
Organism: Perkinsus marinus ATCC 50983
Lineage: Eukaryota; Perkinsozoa; Perkinsida; Perkinsidae
Product: AP-2 complex subunit sigma, putative
Exons: 5
Biological process (GO): protein transport; clathrin-dependent endocytosis
Cellular component (GO): intracellular membrane-bounded organelle; AP-2 adaptor complex
Molecular function (GO): clathrin-cargo adaptor activity
Source: RefSeq, a predicted model, not a curated record
AGGUUGUUGUUACUGCUGCUAUUCUUUUAUCGAUGAUACGGUUUGUAUUGGUGCAGAAUAGGCAAGGGAAGACGCGUCUAUCUAGGUGGUAUGUACCGUACAAUGCAGCUCAGAAAAAUAAGGUAGAGAGGGAGAUACACCGGGCUGUGGUGUCUAGGGAUAACCGGUCUACCAACUUCCUAGAGUAUCGUAAUUAUAAAGUCAUCUAUCGUCGGUAUGCUGGCCUAUUCUUUAGUUUCUGUGUGGAUGUCAAUGAUAAUGAGAUGUGUGUAUUAGAGCUCAUACACCUACUCGUAGAGGUAUUAGACGGCUACUUUGGUAAUGUAUGCGAGCUAGAUUUGGUAUUCCAUUUUGAUAAGGUGUAUCACAUAAUGGAUGCCCUAUUACUUUAUGGUGAGAUAGAGGAUACUAUCUCUGCAGUGAUACUUGACAAGCUUCGGCAGUCCGAUAAGCUGGAUUGAUACAAGCAAUUCUCCGUGGUGUGCUAGUACUGCACUAACUACACAUUCUGUUUCAAACUAUCAUCAAUAUCAUGACACUUACCUUACA